CAGUGCCCUAUGUCUCUUCUCUCCCUCCCCCAAAGGGCAGCCUGUCUUUACUGUGCACAGGGCCAGAGAGAGAGAGCUACUUCUAAGAAUCCCUCGAGGUUCCCAGGCUGAUGAUGACAGUGAAGCAGACCCGGGGACGGAUGGCAGAGGGGCAGGAGGAGAGAGAUGGACCCAAUCUACCCAAUCCCUUGGGCAAAGGGAGAGUGCAUGGCCCCGCUUCUGCUUCUACACGCUCAGAGAAAUGAGUCAUCCCCAGAAAUCUCUAUCAAGACACAGCGGAACCGAUGUUCCCGGAACCCGGGUCGGAUUGACGUGUUUCCAACCAGGGGGACGCUUUGCGGAAGGGACCGGGUUCCGGUAGAAGCGAACAUGGCGGUAGCAGCAGGAAGUCGAUGGGUGACGGCUGCUGUCGGCCGUUUGUUGUCCCGUGGCGGAGGGCGGACGCUGAGAGGUGGAGAUUGGAGUUGUGUUUGUCACAGGUCGACAUAUACUGCUCUUCCCAAUGACUACAAUUGUAAAGUAGACCUUGCGAUCACAUCAGAUGGGCGAACAAUAGUUUGUUACCACCCGUCAGUGGACAUCCCAUAUGAACACACCAAGCCUAUAAUAAGACCUUCCCCUGUGGAGAAUAAAGAGGAGACCCAUGACCAGGUACUGAAGGCCAGGUUGGAUAAGGCAGUGCUACGUAAUAAACAGGCUCCUACGAUUGAAGAGCUCAGUAAAAUGUUCUACACAACAAAGCACCGCUGGUAUCCAAUUGGGCAGUACCACAGGCGGAGAAUUAAACCUAAUCCCCCAAAAGACAGAUGAUACACUUUAAUCUCUGGAAUUGCCUCUGCUACUGCUGCAUUAUAUUGGACAAGAAAUGGUUUCAACACUGGCUGUCAGUGUUUAUGGUUCCAUAUUCGGACAAUUGGAAAAAGUUUCGCUAGCAAGACCGAGGUCCCUUACAAACCAAGGAAUGUAAAGAGCUGGUUUGGUAUAUGAUGUAUUAUUGUCAUCAGUUCUCUGUGUUAACAUAAUAAAAUGUUAAAAUUA
Molecule: messenger RNA, 1038 nt
Organism: Chiloscyllium plagiosum (whitespotted bambooshark)
Lineage: Eukaryota; Metazoa; Chordata; Chondrichthyes; Orectolobiformes; Hemiscylliidae
Gene: mrpl42
Product: mitochondrial ribosomal protein L42
Cellular component (GO): mitochondrial large ribosomal subunit
Source: RefSeq, a predicted model, not a curated record